AUGGAAAGCAACGCUCCCAAGGUUUUCUGUGAUCAACUCCCUGUCGAACUCGUCUUUGAUAUCCUCCUACGGCUCCCAAUCCAGUCCCUUUUGACACUCAUGUGCGUGUCGAAAGCUUGGAAAUCUUUAAUCUCAAGCCCGGAAUUCAUCAAAAACCAUCGCAAAACAUCAUCCAACGCCUGUGAUACUGCUCAACGGAAGCUAAUUUUCUCUAUUUCCUGUCCCCCAGUCUAUGAUUGCCUCACAGAAUGUAGUCUUUACUCUGUGUUGUAUUCACCAACGGCUGAGGCAACUAACAUGAUAACUGAUCCAAUCUUUGCAUCAUCCGUGACUCAAGCUACAAAUAUUCAACAUCCAGCACAAAAAUCAAUUGAAAUUGUGGGCUCGUGUAACGGGUUGGUUUGCAUUGCUAUCAGGGAGACCCGGGGCUGGACUUUCUUCAAUUCUACAGAUGACAUGUGUUUAUUUUUGUGGAAUCCAUCGAUCAGGAAAUACAGGAGGCUACCCCAUUGGGGAUUUGACUUCGAGGAAUAUUCUGGUGUUGUAACAUAUGGGUUCGGGUAUGAUGGGUUGCAUGACGAUUACAAAGUUUUCACACUUUUAUCUAAUAACUUGCGAAAGAAUUUGAGAAGAAAAGUUGUUGGAAUUUAUAGUCAAAGGACAGCUUCUUGGAAGAUGGAUGAGGAUUUCCAAAAACAUUUACCCCUAGACAAUUGGUCUUUGCAAGAUACUCGUGGCGGCCAUUUUGUAAAUGGGAAGCUUUAUUGGGCUGCAAUCUCUAACGGGUAUGGAGACGACCGUCCUGAAAAUAAAAUCGUUAGUUUUGAUUUGGUUGAUGAGACUUACGGAGAUAUUCAACUGCCAGAAAAUCAUAUGGAGAAGGUGAGCUUUUGGGGAUGGAAUAUAGGAGUUUUGAGGGAAGGGUGUCUCGGCCUGCUUUGGCUGCAUGAUGACUUGAAGCAUCUGGAAGUGGAUAUCUGGAUUUUGACUGAGUGUGGCAUUAGACAAUCUUGGACAAAAAUGUUUUUGAUUCGCUAUCCUGAAGAUCCUGGACGUGGAUUUCGAUUCGACAUUCGUUUCCAACCUGUGUUCUUACUAAAUGGGAGUGAAUUAUUGCUAAAGCUCGGAUCGAGGUUAGUGCUUUAUAAUCCAGAAGAUGGUUCAUACAAGGAUCUUGACAUCAAUUAUAAUUUGCCAGAUGCAGAGGGUGAUCUUAAGGUGGACAUGUAUGAUGAAAGUUUAGUUUUGCUUGAUGGCCAUGAUGGAUAA
Coffea eugenioides is the source of this 1269-nucleotide messenger RNA. Its product is annotated as F-box/kelch-repeat protein At3g23880-like. The transcript has a single exon. Lineage: Eukaryota; Viridiplantae; Streptophyta; Magnoliopsida; Gentianales; Rubiaceae. Bases 1 to 1269 code for a protein of 422 amino acids. Gene Ontology annotation, molecular function: protein binding. The record is from RefSeq and is a predicted model, not a curated record.